This is a messenger RNA of Stegodyphus dumicola, 814 nucleotides long. RefSeq names its product negative elongation factor B (gene NELF-B). The record is from RefSeq and is a predicted model, not a curated record. NCBI's taxonomy places the organism in Eukaryota, Metazoa, Arthropoda, Arachnida, Araneae, Eresidae. Gene Ontology annotation, cellular component: nucleus; NELF complex. Gene Ontology annotation, biological process: negative regulation of transcription elongation by RNA polymerase II.
AUCCUGCUAUUUUGUGUACACCGUUUUAUUGUAAAAGCGCGAAGAAUUGUAAACGGGACUUGUAUUUUGUCAUUACUUCAGAUUUAUCAAGCAUGUUAUUUUGAUACUCACCAUUUUCAUUUUUUCGUUCAUUAUUUUAGAUUUAAUCAGAAUGAAAGAUCCAUCUUAAAAACUUUAUUGCAGGAAUUACGUGAAAGUAGAAAUUUCGGAAUAGUUUAUUCUGUGAAUGCUUUGAAUCUAGUAUUUUUCAACUAUGUCUGGCUUAGAAGAAGUUGGGAUUCCUGGUAAAGAAUAUCUACGUGAAGCCCUCACAAACUGUGCUGAUCCAUUAAAAGCUAUUGAAGAUUUCCAGACUGAAAAUGGAAUCCUUUUACCAUCUCUUCGACCUAUGCUACCCCUUCUUGAUAGGCAUGGUGUGCCAAGACUAGAGUUUCAUCUUUCAGUUUUAGAAGAAUUAAAAGAUACGUUAAUAGCACAAAUAGAAAAUCUAUCCAAGCAAGAUUCACGAGACAAAGAAAGGAUACUUAAAGAACUUCUGCAAAAAUGUUUUGUUUUAAUCAGUGUGCCUAAAGUAAAACCAGUUGUUUUAUGCAUUCUGAAACAUAUGAAUAGAGUAGAAGAACAUUACCUUAGACAUCUAGUCAGCAAUAAACAACUUUAUGAUGAAUGUGAUGUGCAAAAAAGUAAAGUAUGGGUCUUUGAAGAUGAUUCCAUGCCCACAAUGAUGAAAAGACAAAGUGGCAUGGAAAAAGUAAUAUCUGUUGUUUUCUUCAGAAGUACCGGACUGGUCAAAGCCAUAAAGCUGGAAGGAUAG